Molecule: messenger RNA, 873 nt
Organism: Monosiga brevicollis MX1
Lineage: Eukaryota; Choanoflagellata; Craspedida; Salpingoecidae
Exons: 1
Molecular function (GO): protein binding
Source: RefSeq, a predicted model, not a curated record
AUGCUCACCGACAUUCCUAGCAACUCCUUUGCUCACUGGCCUCGGCUGCGUCGCCUCUCGCUCUCUGGGAAUGAACUGACCGCGCUGCCCGCAAACGUCCUGACGGGCUCCACAGCCCUCGAGGUCCUGAAAGUCGAGAGCAACCAGCUGACGGCCCUGCCGGCUACCUUCCUGACCGGCCUCGUACAUCUCCGCAACCUAUCCCUCGGUAUCAAUGAGCUCACGAGCUUAGCCCCAAACUUUCUUUCGGGCCUGACCAACCUGCAGUACCUCUACCUCUACUUCAACCAGCUCACUGUGCUUCCACCACAGUUCCUCCGUGACCAGCACCAGCUCGUGCACCUGAGCCUCGAGGACAAUCUGAUCGCCAACAUUCCGACCGGUGCUUUCGAUAGCCUAACCCGCCUCGAGUAUCUGUACCUCUACUCCAACCACAUCUCUGCUCUGCAAGCCGACGCUUUUGCUCGGCUCACCCGGCUCUUGCACCUCAGCCUGGAAUCGAACCGCCUCACUGCCCUGCCCGCUGGCCUCUUGAACUCGUUGCCGCAUUUGGAGAUGUUGUACCUGUAUGCCAACGAUCUUACUACGCUACCCGCUCACUUUUUUGAUCAUCAGGGCUCCCUGUUUCAUCUCAGUAUGCAGUACAACGCCCUCUCCGAGCUUCCCGCGGGCAUCUUUGACCAUCUUCAGGCUCUCGAAGCCUUGUACCUCGAAUCGAACCAGUUACGCGCUCUCCCUCGCGAUGCUUUUCAGGCCCUGACCCGACUACGUAUCCUCUCCCUUGAGAACAACCACCUGACCACCCUUCUCCCGGGUGUGUUUGAUGCGCAGACGCAGCUGCAGCAGCUCAACAUCAGCUACAACGACCUCACA